CUCCACCUCUUCCUCCUCCGGCGAUCCCAAUGCCCCCUCCGCGCCCCUCUCCAAUCUCAGGAAUUCCCCAAAUUCCCCAUCCCCUCCCGUCCUCCACCACGAUCACCGCCCAUCCCUCAUCCCCCACGUCCCCUCCGCCUUCCUAUCUAAGAGGAACUCCUUAAUUGCCGCCUUCUCCGCCGCAACACUCCUCGCCGCCUACGCCGCCGCGCAGUCGAAGGACGCCUCUGUUUCCGAUAGGUCAAUGUAUGCGGACUUAGGGAAAACGAUCGAGAAUUCGAAUGAAUCGAUUGACAGGAUUGUGAAUAGGACUAGGCAGAUGGGCGUGGCCGCGUCCGUGCUGUGGCAGUCGUUGAGGUCGGUGAUGUCCUCGGCCAACCAUGAGGUUAGGGCGGGGUUCGAGCUCCGGGUGGCCGCGUUGAUAGCUGACAUUGUGGCGGCCAGCGAUAGCCGAAGGGUGGCGAUUGUUGGUGCGGGCGGUGGUGCCGUAGUUGACUGGCUGCUGGAAACUGUUGCUGGGGCUAAGGACGGAAAUGGAACUCAGGCUGAAUCGGCCAGGGCGUUGGCGUACUUGAUUGCUGACCCCAGUGUGUGCGAGGCUGUUUUGGGACGGCCCCAAGCAGUUCCCAAUCUGUUGAGGUUCAUUUUCUCUGCUAAACCUAAGCGAUCAAAGAAACGAUCUAAGCGUAGUUCAUUUGAUGUAUCUGAUAAAGGCAAGAGUAUGCUUAUAGCAGCAAUCAUGGAUGUUGUCACAUCCAACUGUGAUAAUGUAGAGAAAUUAUCACUCAAGCCCUUGCUGCCAAAAAAUGCUGAAAUGAGAGAUAUUGCAGCAGCUAUACAAGUAAUUGAAGAGGGCGGCAUGCAUUGGGACGAACAACAUGUAGAUGACGACGAUGAUGAUGAUGAUGAUGAUGAUGACGGUGGAACAGGUAUGAAGGGUAUUGGAAUUAAGGUUCUUGGAGGUACUACAGUUUUGGGGCUUUCUGGAAAUGGUGGAUAUGCUGAUGUGGAUCAUUCUGAUUCCUACAACUCAAGGACGGCAAGAGCUGGGCCUACAAAUCAAUUAUUCAACAAAAUGAAUGACAGCCCUUUUUUUCAAGGAAAGUUGUCAUCUGUAGUAGUUCCUGGACUUUGGGAUGAUUUAGACUGUGAACAUGUGGCAGUUCCUUUUGCUGCAUGGGCGCUAGCAACCUGGGCAAUGGCAUCUGAAGUCAAUCGCACUCACAUUCAAGAACUGGAUCGAGAUGGGCAUGCAGUUAUGAGUGCAUUGGUGGCGCCUGAGAGAUCAGUAAAAUGGCAUGGGAGUUGGUUGGUGUUGUUGCUUUUAGAAGACCGAAGCUUGCCUCUAAAUAACUCCAUUUCAGAUUGGAGUUCUAGUCUUCUUUCUACUAUCUCUCAGGCUAGCCAAACGCAGGACUUGCCUUUGGCUCAAGUGGCUUUAUCUGCUUUAUUGGUUACUAUUCAGAGAAGCUCUCAAGCUCAGGAAAUAGUGAUGGAGAAAGGUCUUCAUUCAAUGAGAGAGGCAGCUAAGAAAACUGUGAAGCAUAAAUCUAUCCAAGAAUCAUUGGCAAAAGCCCUCGAACUAAUUAGCUCUAGGGAACUGCAUAUGUCUCUAGAAGAGACACAAAAGUGGUCACCUAUUCUACUUUCUUGGAUAUUUGGGAAGACCUCCUCUGACAUAAUUCGUUCAUCUGCCAUACAUAUUCUUUCACAUAUUCUUGAAGACUAUGGUCCAUCCUCUAUUCCAAUUUCUCAGGGAUGGCUGACCAUCUUACUAACAGAUGCUCUCAGGCUCAGGAAGCAAAAUUUGGCAAAUGGAAGUUCUCAGUUUUCGAAUGAUAAAGUGAAGACACAAAUUGAUCAAGCAAAUGUUGUUUCUGCAAUCCAGAUUGCCAGUCAGUUAUCAAGUGCGGUUGUUAAUUUAGCAGGAACUCAACUGGGGACACCCAAUGAGAGUGAUGACACAUUUCCACUUGCGGACCUUCUCUCCCUUGAACCCUUUAUAGGAUCAUUUAAAAAUCUUAAGAAAGACAAAGCACAAAAAAUUACUGCUGCAGAUUCUGCUCAUGCUACACUAAAAGGCAUUAAAGGACUGACCGAAAUUUGUGCUGAUGAUGCUCUGUGCCAGAACAAAAUAGCUGACCUUGGUGUUUUAUGCUUACUUCGGCGCUUUCUACUAGAAGAUGAUUACGAGCAACUAGCUGCAAUUGAAGCAUAUGAUGCAUCACGAGCUCUCGAGGCGCAAGAGUGGUUUCCAUCUUCCUCUGAUGAUUCUUCCGAGGUUGAUGAUCCUUCAAACUUACGUGUUCCAGCUACGGCUCACAUGAGGAGGCAUGCAGCUCGUUUGCUUUCCAUUCUGUCCGUUCUUCCGAAAGUGCAGAAAGCAAUUGUAGCUGAUGAAACUUGGUGUAAAUGGCUUGAUGAAUGUGCUAGAGGACAACUUCCUGGUUGCAAUGAUCUUAAAAUUCAGAGUUAUGCUAGGGCAACCCUAUUGAAUGCAUUUUGUAGUGAUCAAAACAGUGGGAAGUCAGAAAAUGAUGGUGUAACUGAAACCAGUUCUAAGAACAAAAGACAGCAUUGCCCUCAAUAUGCUGACAUGAUAUUUUUAAUCAGACCUGAAUUAUCUCAUUGGAAGUGUAUGGAAAAGGGAUCACUGAAUCCUGUUGAUGGUCCAAUAGUCGAUGAUGAGUUUGCAGAGAAGGAAAAUAGGCUGUCACAAAGAGGUUCAGGGGAUGAUAAUCCUCCUGCUUCUACUUCUGGGUCUCGAAGCUUCUCGAACAGGGAUUUUCCUCCACUUGAUAUUGUCUUCGUGCAUGGCCUCCGUGGUGGUCCCUUUAAAACUUGGCGGGUAUCCGAAGACAAGUCAUCAACAAAGUCUGGCCUUGUUGAGAAGAUUGACGAAGAAGCUGGAAAACAAGGAACUUUUUGGCCUGGUGAAUGGCUUGCAGCUGACUUUCCUCAUGCUCGGUUGUUUAGUCUCAAAUACAAGACAAAUCUUACACAGUGGUCUGGAGCUAGUCUACCUUUGCAGGAAGUCAGUUCAAUGCUUCUUGAGAAACUUGUUGCUGCAGGCAUUGGGGAUCGACCUGUCAUAUUUGUGACUCAUAGCAUGGGUGGCCUGGUUGUCAAGCAGAUGUUACACCAAGCAAUGGCAGAAAACAAUGAUAAUUUUGUAAACAAUACUGUGGGAAUUGUUUUCUAUAGCUGCCCCCAUUUUGGCAGCAAGCUAGCGGACAUGCCUUGGCGCAUGGGUCUUGUCUUACGACCUGCACCAAGUAUCGGAGAGUUAAGAAGUGGGUCACCUAGGUUAACUGAGCUCAAUGAUUUUGUUCGUCGACUUUACAAGAAAAAGCUAAUUGACGUCCUCAGUUUUUGUGAGACAAAGGUAACCCCAAUUGUUGAGGGUUAUGGAGGCUGGGCCUUUCGUAUGGAAAUUGUACCGAUGGAAUCUGCAUAUCCUGGAUUUGGUGAACUUGUAGUUUUGGAUUCGACAGACCAUGUAAAUUCUUGCAAACCGCUAAGCAGGGCUGAUCCAUCCUAUAAAGAUACACUGGAGUUUCUGAAAAAGCUGAAAUUGCAUUAUAGCUCAGAGGAUUCUGUUCAUAAGUAGAUAAGUAUAUAACUUACUCAGCAUCCAGUGUAAUGCAAUCGAUGUUAUCAAGUGCAGAGCCUCAACAUAUCUGUUUUAUGAGAUCUUAUCAAAUAUUAAGCUUAUGGUGGCGAUGCUGUUACAGCGCAGAUGAAGAAACCAUCGACUGGGAAUAUUUUGUGUAGACAUUUUAGAGCUAGAGUUACUUGAUGAUUCUUUCUGUAGAUUGCAGAAUUGUGUCAUUUGUAGUAAUAUAAUGCUGAAAAUAUGUGAGUUUUAGAAUAGGCGCAACUACUGUAGGAUCAUAGUUCAUCACCUCUCAACAAUAACAUGUUAUGUAACUGAGACACUGUAAUUCUUUUGAGGGAAUGAAAUGAAUGGAUACUAUAAAUAAA
Messenger RNA from Salvia hispanica, 3984 nucleotides. Its product is annotated as alpha/beta-Hydrolases superfamily protein. The record is from RefSeq and is a predicted model, not a curated record. Lineage: Eukaryota; Viridiplantae; Streptophyta; Magnoliopsida; Lamiales; Lamiaceae.